AUGAUUUUUAAAGACCGCGAGGUUCGGUACGAAUUUUUCACUCGUCUUUGGGUUUAUGUCUCGAAAACGGUGAAUCGAAGGCAAAUAUUCCUUGACAUUUUGAGUAACUUCACUAAUAACACCCAAGAGUUUAAGGGCAUGUUGGAGGAGAAGUUAGCUGAUAAAAUAAAAGAAUAUUUAGAGGGCGGAAAGUACUUCAUUGUAGUCGACGAUGUGUGGACGGAGGACGAUUGGAAGAGCUUACAAAUUGCUUUUCCCAACAAUAAGAAAGGCAGCAGGGUCUUGUUAACCACGCGCCUCCACAAUGUGGCUUCUCAUGGUCACCAACUAAAAUUUUUGAGCAGUGGCGGAAGUUGGGAGUUAUUAGAGAAGAAGGUUUUCCGACAAGAAAGAUGCCCUCCUUCGCUAGAGGACACCGGAAAAAGCAUAGCCCGGAAGUGCAACGGAUUACCCCUCGCGGUGGUGGUGAUAGCCGGGGUCCUAAACAAGGACAGCACAGCUAAAGAGUGGAAAAGAAUAGCUGAAGAUCCCUUCCCCAUCAUCAACAAAGAGCACCAGAGCUACAAUAAGCUAGUAAGGCUAAGUUAUGAUCAUUUACAGCCUUAUGACUUGCAAGAUUGCUUCUUAUACCUUGCAGAUUUCCCUACUGGUCAUGAGAUUGCUGCUUGGAAACUGAUUCGUCUGUGGAUAUCCGAAGGCUUCAUCACCCUAAUCGACGGUGGAAACAGCUCGGAAUUGGAGGUUACUGCCGAGAAAUAUUUGAAAGAACUCGUGGACAGAAACCUCCUAAUGGUGUUGAAAAGAAGAACAGACGGUCAAAUCAAAACAUGUCGGAUUCAUGACACCUUACACGAGUUCUGCAAAACUGAAGCAGCAAAUAAGAAUCUGUUCCAUGAAAUGAAUGGAGCUCGAUUUGAGCUAAACGAGACGCCCCGUCGCCUUUGUGUCCACUCCUCUAUUAUAGAGUUCCUUAGAUCAGAAACCAAGCCAUUUAGUGAACAUGUCCACUCUUUCUUAUCAUCUUGCUCCAAUGAAAUAGAGAUCCCAACUGAGCACUUAGCAGUCAUCCCAAAAUCCUUCCCUCUCCUUAGAGUGAUGGAUGUUGAGUCCCUUAAGUUCAAGUUACUGCCCAGACAGCUCUAUGAGCUCUCCCAUUUGAGGUACCUCGCGGUCUCCACUGAGACUUUUGCGAUGCGAGUAACAUUGUCUUCAAACAGCUGCGAUAUUUGGGGAUUGGAAGGACUAAUUUAUUAG
Molecule: messenger RNA, 1254 nt
Organism: Ipomoea triloba (trilobed morning glory)
Lineage: Eukaryota; Viridiplantae; Streptophyta; Magnoliopsida; Solanales; Convolvulaceae
Product: putative late blight resistance protein homolog R1B-17
Exons: 1
Coding region: 1-1254 (417 amino acids)
Biological process (GO): defense response to other organism
Molecular function (GO): ADP binding
Source: RefSeq, a predicted model, not a curated record